AUGAAGUGUGAGCACUGCACGCGGAAGGAAUGCAGUAAGAAAGCUGAUGAGGAAGAAAAUGCGCUGGUUGAUGCCACAAGUCCGGCCCUGGAGAAGGAAGAAAAGGGAGAAUUCCAUAAGUUGGCUGAUGCCAAGAUAUUUCUGAGUGCCUGUCUGGCGUGUGACAGGUGCAUAACUGCAGAGGAAGGGGUUCGGGUCUCCCAGCAGAAUGCCAAGGACCUCUUUCACGUCCUGAACCUCAAUAAGAAAUGCGAUACCUCAAAGCACAAAGUGCUGGCAGUGUCUGUGUGUCCUCAGUCUUUGCCUUAUUUUGCUGCUAAACUCAACCUCAGUGUGACUGAUGCAUCCAGAAGACUCAGUGGCUUCCUCAAAAGUCUGGGGGUGCACUAUGUGUUUGACACGACCAUCGCUGCCGACUUCAGCAUCCUGGAGAGCCAGAAGGAGUUUGUGCGCCGUUACCAGCAGCACAGUGAGGGUGAGCGGGCGCUGCCCAUGCUGACCUCCGCCUGUCCCGGGUGGGUCCGGUACGCUGAGCGGGUGCUGGGGAGCCCCAUCACCCCCCACCUCUGCACUGCCAAGUCCCCCCAACAGAUCAUGGGUUCCUUGGUGAAGGACUACUUUGCCAGACAGCAGAACCUGUCUCCAGAUCAAAUCUUCCAUGUGAUCGUGGGCCCCUGCUAUGACAAGAAGCUGGAAGCACUCCGAGAAGAUGUGCACGCAGGCUCGCACACCUCGCAGGGCGUCGACUGUGUGCUGACAUCAGGUGAACUUCUCCAGAUGAUGGAGCAGAGUGACCUCUCGGCGAAGGAUGCUGCUGUGGACACUCUGUUUGGAGACUUGAAGGAGGAAGAGGUCCAGCGCCAUGACGGAGACAGCUCAGAUGGGUACCUGGCCCAUGUUUUUAGACAUGCUGCCAAGGAGCUAUUUGGCGAGGAUGUGGAGAAGGUCACCUAUCGAACCCUGAGAAAUAAAGACUUCCAGGAGGCCACCCUUGAGAAGGACGGGCAGGUUGUGCUGCGCUUUGCCGCCGCGUACGGCUUUCGCAACAUCCAGAACAUGAUCCUGAAGCUGAGGAAGGACAAGUUCCCGUACCACUUCGUGGAGGUCCUGGCGUGUCCUGGAGGGUGCCUGCAUGGCCGGGGUCAGGCCCGCACUGAGGACGGUCACGCGGACAAGGCGCUGCUGCGGCAGAUGGAGGGCAUCUAUGCAGAAAUCCCGGCUCGUCCUCCCGAGACCAGUGAGCACGUACAGAUGCUGUACCGGGAGUGGCUGCAUGGAGCCGACCCUCCCAGGGUCCAGGCCGCACUGCACACCUCGUUCCCCAGCACUGGGCCCGCUGUAAGCAGCUUAGACAUGAAGUGGUAG
This is a messenger RNA of Chrysochloris asiatica (Cape golden mole), 1365 nucleotides long. RefSeq names its product nuclear prelamin A recognition factor (gene NARF). Bases 1 to 1365 code for a protein of 454 amino acids. NCBI's taxonomy places the organism in Eukaryota, Metazoa, Chordata, Mammalia, Afrosoricida, Chrysochloridae. Gene Ontology annotation, cellular component: lamin filament. Gene Ontology annotation, molecular function: lamin binding. The record is from RefSeq and is a predicted model, not a curated record. The transcript has 11 exons.